Erigeron canadensis is the source of this 1735-nucleotide messenger RNA. RefSeq names its product probable folate-biopterin transporter 6. The transcript is spliced from 4 exons. The record is from RefSeq and is a predicted model, not a curated record. Gene Ontology annotation, cellular component: membrane. NCBI's taxonomy places the organism in Eukaryota, Viridiplantae, Streptophyta, Magnoliopsida, Asterales, Asteraceae. Bases 25 to 1566 code for a protein of 513 amino acids.
AUAUUUGGUGGAAUAGAUCUCAAAAUGUCCAACUUGGAGACCCAAAAUCUCAUUGACCAUCCGGCCACCACUCACCACCAUCCACAACCAUCACCAGAAACCACCCUGAAAAAACCACCCAACCCAAUAACAUCACUCAUACUCCAACCAUUCCAAUGGAUACAAAUGCUAUCUUCCGAGCUCAACCCAUCAUUCAUUCUCGGAAUAUUCCUUAUUUACGGCCUAAGUCAAGGCUUCUCGGGCUCUUUCUUUAAAGUCGUUACAGACUAUUACUGGAAAGACGUUCAAAAAGUACAACCUUCAAAGGUACAACUCUUUGUAGGGUUGUACCAUAUUCCUUGGGUCAUGAAGCCCGUGUGGGGCCUCAUGACCGACGUCUUUCCAGUAAUGGGUUACAGAAGGCGACCAUAUUUUAUCAUUGCAGGGGUUGUGGGAGUGGUAGCAGCUACUAUAGUGGCAGAGGGUGGUGCAAGGGUGGGAAUAGCCACGGCGUUGUGGUGUUUAAUAGCGAUAUCAGCAGGUAUGGCGAUGGCGGAUGUGACUAUCGAUGCUUGCAUUGCAAGAAACAGUAUCGAGUUAAAAUCAUUGGCUCCAGACAUGCAAAGUCUAUGUGGAGUGUGCUCAUCUGCUGGUGCACUAACUGGUUUCGCAACCAGUGGUUUCUUUAUUCAUCAUAUUGGUCCUCAGAUUGCCUUGGGACUUUUGGCAAUUCCAGCAGCAUCACAAAUAUUCUUAGGAUUUGUGAUAUAUGAUAAGAAAACAUCUGACGACCCGUCAACAAAGAAAAGACAGGCAAUGGAGAACCUUGGAGGAGCAAUAAAAGGCAUGUAUGAGACCAUCCAAAUACCUCAAGUCUGGAAGCCUUCUCUUUACAUGUAUCUUUCUUUGGCUCUUAGUUUUAGUACUCAUGAAGGCCAGUUUUAUUGGUACACUGACCCUAAAGCAGGUCCAGCAUUUUCUCAGGAACUGGUUGGGAUGGUACAUGCAAUUGGCGCGUUGGCUUCCAUUGUUGGAGUUUUAGUCUACCACAAGCUCCUCAAAGACUACCCGUUUCGAAAAUUACUAUUUUUUGCUCAGCUCGUGUAUGGCCUAUCUGGGUUUCUCGACCUAAUGUUCAUCUUACGGUGGAAUCUCGCUCUUGGGCUUCCUGACUACCUAUUUGUGGUCUUGGAAGAAUGUGUAUCCCGGAUAGUGGCUAGGGUUAGGUGGAUGCCUAUGGUCGUACUAAGCACAAGUUUGUGUCCAAUAGGCAUUGAAGGCACCUUCUUCGCACUUUUAAUGAGCAUUGAUAGCCUCGGUUCACUUUCUUCUAAGUGGGGAGGUGCAAUAGUUCUUCAUGUGUUUCACGUCACAAGAACCGACUUCACAAACUUAUGGCUCGUGAUUCUUAUUAGAAAUCUCAUGAGAAUUAUAACAUUGGGUUUUAUUUUUCUUGUCCCAAAUACCGGUCGCUUGGAUGUACAAACUCCAGCUGAUGUAUUGCAAUCAGAAAGCAAAGCUACAAAUGUUGAAACAAACGACCACAACUUGCAACUAUUGCCCUUAAACAAAAGAGAAGAGGUUUGAUUGUAUAUAACUACAAUUAGAAGUUAUAGAAGACUAUUAAACUUUGUAACUCUGUUGUCAUAUGGAUAAAUUUAAGAUCGUAUACGUGUAUUAUUAACAGGUAAUGACUUCUUCUGUAUCAUGUCUACUAACCUAAUGGCCUAAAGUUGGACCGCCCUGGGAUACUUUC